AUGCGAGGGUGGAAGAAGCUGAAUAGAGCGGCAGGAAAAAGCAAAGAAAGCAAAGUAAAUAGCAAGAUGUUUUGUAAAGCUUGGAGAAAUCUAAGGCAAAUCUCAAUCAAUUUGGAAGUAGAAGAUGAGAACAAUAGUAUUGCAAUUUGCUGUAUCGUCUCUUUGGACUCUUAUCUGCACAUAGUUUGUAUCUAUUUGAUAUCAGUUUCUCCCCAAAGCAAAAUUUUCAGACUCGCUCAAAACCAUUGA
Molecule: messenger RNA, 249 nt
Organism: Clunio marinus
Lineage: Eukaryota; Metazoa; Arthropoda; Insecta; Diptera; Chironomidae
Source: the annotation of a GenBank genome assembly